Molecule: messenger RNA, 740 nt
Organism: Tribolium castaneum (red flour beetle)
Lineage: Eukaryota; Metazoa; Arthropoda; Insecta; Coleoptera; Tenebrionidae
Gene: san
Product: separation anxiety
Exons: 3
Coding region: 152-649 (165 amino acids)
Biological process (GO): mitotic sister chromatid cohesion
Cellular component (GO): NatA complex
Molecular function (GO): N-acetyltransferase activity
Source: RefSeq, a predicted model, not a curated record
UUAAAAAUUGGGGGGGGUGCGCGUUGCGUCGGUAUGUUAGACACUUCCACCACCAUCGCCACUUCCAUCGACCAUCAUUUUUGACGUUUCUUUCAAAAAGCGCAAUUUUGUGGUUAAAUUCGUGGUUAUUUUGUGAGAAUUUGGCGAUAAAAUGACAAGAGCUAAUAUCGAAUUAGGUAACGUAACCCCACAUAAUAUUAAACAACUAAAGCGCUUAAACAGCGUGGUUUUUCCCGUCUCUUAUAACGAUAAAUUCUACAAAGAUGUGUUAGAGGCGGGUGAAUUGGCUAAAUUAGCCUAUUACAAUGAUAUAGUGGUUGGUGCUGUGUGUUGUCGAAUUGAUACGUCGGAAAAAUCUCGUCGUUUGUACAUCAUGACUUUAGGCUGUUUGUACCCUUACCGUAGACUUGGAAUAGGUACAUUAAUGGUCCAACAUGUCUUAUAUUACGUGGAACAGGAUGGCAAUUUUGAUAGCAUAUUCCUCCACGUGCAAGUAAACAACGAAGGAGCGAUUGAUUUCUACAAAAAAUUCGGUUUCGAAAUCGUCGAAACUAAAGAACAUUACUACAAAAGAAUAGAACCGGCAGACGCUCACGUUUUACAAAAAACUCUGAGGAAAAAAGGACAAAGCAACGGAAACGCUGAGUAAAACACAUUGCAUGAUUGAUUUUUUUGUUACAGUAUUUUUUAAUUUCAAACACAUUGUAUAAUUGUUUAAUAAAGUCAUCGUUUGCGUUAAA